Messenger RNA from Myxozyma melibiosi, 1944 nucleotides. RefSeq names its product WD40-repeat-containing domain protein. NCBI's taxonomy places the organism in Eukaryota, Fungi, Ascomycota, Lipomycetes, Lipomycetales, Lipomycetaceae. The coding region runs from base 59 to 1843 and encodes 594 amino acids. The transcript has 2 exons. The record is from RefSeq and is a predicted model, not a curated record. Gene Ontology annotation, biological process: maturation of SSU-rRNA from tricistronic rRNA transcript (SSU-rRNA, 5.8S rRNA, LSU-rRNA). Gene Ontology annotation, cellular component: small-subunit processome; 90S preribosome; nucleus. Gene Ontology annotation, molecular function: protein binding.
ACUUCUCUUCCUGCUCCGUUGCUUCCUUUUUUUUUAGUAGUCAACACAGUCUGCAGAGAUGGUGCUCAAAUCUACGACGUCGACAAAUCACACCGUGUACCAGAUCUCCGGCACAAACACCUCUCGGUCGCUGCCGGACUGGGUUGCGCGAAAGCGUCGGAAAGAUCUCAAGAACGAUGCCGAAUACUCCUCCCGCAUCGAACUUCUCCAAGACUUUGAAUUCUCAGAGGCCUCCAACAAAAUCAAAGUCUCUCCCGACGGCGCCUACGCGAUGGCGACCGGGACUUACAAGCCACAGAUCCACGUCUACGACUUUGCCGAGCUGUCGCUCAAGUUUGCGCGGCACACCGACGCCGAGAACGUGGACUUUAUAAUCCUCUCGGACGACUGGACAAAGUCCGUGCACCUGCAAAACGACCGCUCGAUCGAGCUGCACGCGCAGGGCGGCAUCCACACCCGCACGCGGAUACCCAAAUUCGGACGCGCAAUCUCGUACCGGAAAUCAAACUGCGAUCUGUACGUCGGUGCGUCCGGCAACGAAGUCUACAGACUGAACCUCGACCAGGGCCGGUUCAUGAGCCCGUUCGAGCUCGGGACCGAUAUCACGGGCUGUAACUGCCUCGACAUCAACCCUGCGCACGAACUACUCGGCUUCGGGCUCGAGAACAAUACCGUGCAGUUUUGGGAUCCGCGGUCGCGGUCGCGGCUGUUGCAGCUGUCGAUGGAAGCGAGCGAGGGUGGGCUUGGCGACAGCUCGAUGGGGAUCGGUGGCGGAAUUACAUCUCUGAAGUUCAACGACGACGGCCUUUCGAUGGCCGUCGGCACCAGCACCGGUGAAAUCGUGCUUUACGACUUACGAAGCCCGAAUCCGCUCCUGCGUAAGGAACAAGGAUACGGAUUACCCGUCAACAACCUUAUCUGGAUCAACGGUCUCGAGCGCGACGGAUCAGAUAGCACGACCAGGGUUCUUUCUGCCGACAAGAAGAUUGCAAAGAUCUGGGAUGCCGAAGGCGGUAAACCGUUCACCUCGUUCGAGCCCUCGGUCGAUAUCAACGACGUCGCGCAUAUUCCCGAGACGGGAAUGUUUUUCCUCGCAAACGAGGGCAUGCCGCUGCAUACCUACUUCAUCCCCUCGCUCGGUCCCGCGCCGUCCUGGUGCUCGUUCAUCGAGAACGUGACCGAAGAACUCGAAGAAGCCCCUGUCACGAGCGUGUACGACAACUACAAGUUCGUGACCAAAAAGGAGCUGGCCGCGCUCGGUCUCGGCCACUUACUCGGCACGAACGUGGUCAGGAGCUACAUGCACGGCUACUUCAUCGACAUCAGACUGUACGAGCAAGCCAAGCUGAUCAGCAACCCGUUCGCGUACCAGGAGCACCGCGAGCGCGAGAUCCGCAAGAAGAUCGACAAGGAGCGCGAGUCGCGCAUCCGCACGUCGUCCAAGCUCGCGGUCAAGGUCAACAAGAGCUUGGCGGAGAAACUCGCAAAGACGGCCGAGAAGCAGGCGAAGAAGGCCGUGCGCGAGGCGAGAAUGAAAGCAAAGGCCAAAGCGAUCGAGGGCGCUGCUGACGCGGAUGCUGAUGACAACGAGGUGGAUUCGGAUGCCGAGGUUGUUCCCAAGACGCCUGCGGCCGCGACUGCGGGCAAGCCGUCUGAUCUGCUCGAUAGCCGCUUCAAGAGCGUGUUUGAGGACGACGACUUUGAGGUUGAUGAAAACACUGUGGAGUUUCAGCAGCUCAACCCUACUCGCCCGACGAAGAACGCGAUGCUCUCGAACUCGAAGCUUAGUUUGUCUGAUGAUGAGGAGCUGUAUGGUCAGGCGGAAUCUGAUGAGGAUCAGUAGUUAUAGAUGGUCUGAUAAAAGCGUUUUUGUUUAUUUGUUGCAUGUAUUCAAGACUGGCGUUUACUACUUUGGUUAAUAUUCUUUUUGUUGGUGAAUUAGGU